Molecule: messenger RNA, 4158 nt
Organism: Gadus morhua (Atlantic cod)
Lineage: Eukaryota; Metazoa; Chordata; Actinopteri; Gadiformes; Gadidae
Product: protocadherin beta-15-like
Exons: 1
Coding region: 189-2651 (820 amino acids)
Biological process (GO): homophilic cell-cell adhesion
Cellular component (GO): plasma membrane
Molecular function (GO): calcium ion binding
Source: RefSeq, a predicted model, not a curated record
CACAAGUCACAUAUAAUUGAGUGUUAUAACCAAAAUAUGCUCAUGGUGUCGCUAUGCACCAACCUUAGCUAGCAGUAAACCCCGAGUAUGACCUGCCAGCGAUGAGUCUUCGCCGCAUUCGACCAGUAAGCAUUCAUAGCCUACUGUUGUGUGAUUUCAAUUGUUCACCGUGUUUUUCUUCAUGACAUAUGAGGAAUUUUCAAAACACGAUGGGCUACUUCCUUCAAACGAUGGCAAUCCAUCGAGUUGAAAUGGAUUAUCGUGUCCUUUUCUUUUUUGUUCUCGUCCUGCACUCCGUCUAUGGAGACGUGAGCUAUUCUAUUCCAGAGGAGAUGGAACGCGGAUCAGUGAUUGGAAACAUAGCGAAGGAUCUUGGACUUAACUUCAGACUCUCUGAUCGCAAGGCUCGCAUUGACACCGAAGAUGACAACGAUCAGUAUUGCAAUAUAGAUCUAAAUACUGGAGAUUUGCUUGUAGCUGAGAGAAUAGACCGAGAGAGUCUUUGUGCAAAGAAACCAUCGUGCGUCGUGCAACAAGAACUUGUCCUGGAAAACCCUUUGGAACUACACCGUAUUACUAUCCGUGUUAACGAUAUAAAUGACAACAAACCGCAUUUUAAGGAGGAUCUACAAAAAAUUGAAAUAAGGGAAUCUGCAGACAAAGGGGCGCGUUUCCCUCUUGACGAAGCGCACGACGCGGACAUUGCAGAUAAUUCCGUUCAGGGCUAUACACUUGAAAAAAACGAUCACUUUAUAUUAGAUGUGAAGACGAAGGGUAAUGGACGGAAAUAUGGCGAACUAGUCCUAAACAAAGAGUUAGACAGAGAAGACAAACACGAGAUUACGCUUUCGCUUACCGCAGUAGACGGUGGCUCUCCUCAGAGAUCAGGUACUGUAGUUAUACAUAUCAUUGUGCUGGAUGCUAAUGAUAACGCCCCAGUGUUUAGCCAGGCCGUUUAUCAAGCCAUCCUACCUGAAAACUCUCCGGUAGAAAGUCUCGUGAUUACUGUAAGUGCUUCUGAUGCGGACGAGGGUAUCAACGGUGAGAUCGUUUAUGGCUUUGAUCAUAUUUCAGACGAAAAAAGCAAUAUGUUUUCGCUCAAUACAACCACUGGAGAAAUUAGAGUGGCUGGAUCUAUCGAUUUUGAAAAAGAGUCUUCAUAUGAACUCCAGAUUAGUGCAAAGGACGGUCUCGGUUUGGGGUCCUAUGCAACAUUAAUAAUUGAUGUUAUGGAUGUAAACGACAACGCUCCAGUAAUUAACCAGAAGUCACUGUCUAAUCCAGUGCCGGAAAACGUCUCACCUGGGACAGAGGUUGGCAUCAUAAACGUACAAGACAGAGAUUCUCAGGAUAACCGUCAGGUCCGCUGUUUUAUCCGGGAAAAUGUUCCUUUUAAAUUGAUCCGAUCCAUUAAGAACUACUAUUCUCUAGUAACAACAAGUGGUCUGGACCGUGAACUAGUGUCUGAUUAUAAUAUCACCAUUAUGGCCACAGACGAGGGAUCUCCCCCUUUGACCUCCUCUAAAAUCAUUCAGCUAACAGUAGCCGAUGUCAACGACAACCCGCCUCUGUUUGAUGAAGCGUCCUACAGCGCCUAUGUUGCUGAAAACAUCCAACCAGGCUCUACUCUGUGUUCAGUGUCCGCUCGAGACCCAGACUGGAGACAAAAUGGCACCGUGGUGUAUUCUCUUUUACCCAGUGAAGUCAACAGUUCCCCGGUGUCCCUGUAUGUAUCUGUAAACGGAGACACGGGGGUCAUCCAGGGCUUGAAGUCUUUGGAUUAUGAACUAUUCAGGAGCUUUAAGUUCCAGGUGAUGGCUAGAGACAACGGUUCUCCUCCACUCAGCAGCAACGUGACGGUCAGUGUCUACAUAACGGAUGUGAACGACAACACUCCUCAGAUACUUUACCCCACGUCUGAAGGAAACGCUUUUAAGACCGAGCUGGUCCCCAAGGCGACACACGGAGGUUCUCUAGUCUCCAAGGUGAUUGCAGUGGACGGAGACGCUGGCCAGAACGCCUGGCUGUCCUAUCGUAUCAUUCAAUCCACUGACCCGGGACUCUUUACUAUCGGUCUCCACAGUGGAGAGAUCAGGACCCAGAGGGUCAUUUCAGAAAGCGACAGCAUGAAACAGAACCUCGUUGUCUCUGUGAACGAUAACGGGCCCACUCCUCUCUCCGCCACAUGUGUGGUGUAUUUCCUUAUUUCUGACGACUUGGCAGAAGUGGCAGAGUUUAACCAUCACACAGAGGAGAGUGAUUCUACAGUGACAUUUUAUCUGAUUAUUGCGCUGGUGUGCGUCUCCACCUUUUUCCUGACCUUCUUGGUUCUCAUCCUGAGUGUGAGGUUCUGUCGCAGUAGAAAGCCCAGACUGUUGUUUGAUGGAGCCGUCGCUAUCCCCAGCGCUUAUCUGCCCCCUCAUUACGCCGAGGUGGACGGCAUGGCCACCCUGCGCAGCGCCUACAACUAUGACGGCUACUUAACCACGGGCUCUAGAACCAGCGACUUUAAGUUCGCCACGUCUUCCAAUGACAACACGCUGCCUGCCGACCAGACCCUGAGAAAAAGUCCAACAGACUUUGCUGAGAUAUUUGGUGACUCUGAGGGAUCGCCUGAGGUAAGCGUGACAGGGACCCAUCCUCUAAUCUAGCUGUGGAAGUUUUUUUCACAUGGUUUGAUUCCCCAAGCAUAAUGUUGAGCAUAUUGUCUAUGUUGUUGACUACCACAUUUUGGCUCGGUUGAAGUGAGAAAUGUUUUUGAGUUUUUCUUAUGUUUUCGAGUAUGUUCCUAUUGAGUUUAGUUGUAAUGGACAAUGCUUCAAGUUACUUAAUUUUGUUCUAUCUAUCUAUAUCUCUAUCCAGCUGAUUGAACAAGGGAUUUCAUAUAUUAAAAGCUAUAGGACUUGGCAUUAUGCAUACAAAUUACCUAAGGUUAAUUUGAAGUUGUUAUCGUGCCUUCAUAGCUAGUAGUAGAGAUCAAACCACCAGGAGUAGAGGUUUGAUGGUAUUAAAGAGUAUUCUAAAGUAUUCUACCCCUUUGUGUUCAGGAUUUUUUCCUACAAGAGGAUAUACAUUUAUUUAAAUGUGUUUAUUUCAUGCAGAACAUCUCUCUGACAUCAUGAAAUAACAUAUACUGCACUUUUUGGUCACCCAAUCCAUCAUUCUUAUCCAUCCCUCUACCUCCAUCCCCUCUGCAGUGUUCACAAUGUGAGGUUGGACAUCAUGGUGACAGAGGGAAACGCUAUGAAUUGCUGGUGCAAUUACGUGUGGUAUUCCUAGCAUGCAUUCUAAAUGGUUUUCUGUGUGUUUGUUCAGGGGUUCUCCUGUUACUUCCCUUCUCCAAAGACACAGGGCUGAGGCUUAAUGUAGAUGGAUGAGUGUCGUAGGUCCCUGUCCAUGGUGCUGAACCUGUUGUAACCUAAAUCUAUUGAAGUAUGUUCAGUGUUCUGUAGCAUGUUGUUCACAUGAGGUUAGGCCUGAUACCUACUGAGAUAACGUUAAGUCAUAGUAUGUUGGCUUCACUGACCCCAAAGGAAAAUUUUGACCGCUUGGGAGGAUAAAUACUCUCUCAGAUGUGUUUCAUAGCAUACUUUAUAACCCCUGUAAAACAUAAUUUUGCUUGGUAUGGAGGUUUCUCAAUGUCUGGCAGUUUCACACAUUGCAUGUAUGCAUUAUAUGUGUCUAAAACAAAAAAAUAAUGUGCUUUAUAUCUGAAGGCUAUACUAUCCAUCAACGUCUGGACUUGAAUGUUUAAAAAGGAUUUACGUUCAAAAUAUGUGGGCUUUUAUUACUAUUUCUUGUCACAUACCACAAUUUCUGAUUGCUGUUACGUUCGAUAACAACAUUCGACAGAAUGGUUUUAACCAGCCAGGAUAUUUCCCUAAUUACUAUGUGUGGAGAUUGAUGAAUGUACCUCUCUAUCAUGUUCCUUUGGAGCAACAAAUACAUAUAUUGAUGAUAACUUAAAUACUAGACAUUUUAGAGAGAAUACAAUCCAUACAUGAUCAUUACAGUUCUGCAACAAUUAAUAGCAUAUUCAAAUUAAUGUAAAAUCGAUUGAUCUGAUGUUUUAUAAAGUAUAUGCAUUGUUUACCCAUAUAAGGAUCUGCACAUUAUUUGUUAAUCAAUAGUUGUUUAUUUUAGUACACCUUUACUGGA